Molecule: messenger RNA, 369 nt
Organism: Harmonia axyridis
Lineage: Eukaryota; Metazoa; Arthropoda; Insecta; Coleoptera; Coccinellidae
Product: smr domain-containing protein YPL199C-like
Exons: 1
Coding region: 1-369 (122 amino acids)
Source: RefSeq, a predicted model, not a curated record
AUGUCUGAAAGGGGAACCAUUCUCUACCAGGAAGGUAAACCAGCUCAGGCAAGAGUUUGUUUUGAUCACUCCAAACAGCAUCAGAAACUUGCAGUUGACGCUAAUAAGAGUGCUGUGGAGCUCAUCCUGAAGGAAAACGCGAUGCAAAUAAGGGAUGACAAUACGCUAGAUUUACACCGUCUCUAUACUCAUGAGGCAGUGGAGGAGGCGGGAAGAUUCAUUGAUCAUAAGAUCAAAAGUCUCCCCUUCUAUCAAAAAGAUCAAAUGGAGGUCCACAUCAUUACCGGCAGGGGGCUACAUAGUACUACCGGAAACGCCAAAAUAAAACCUGCCGUAAUGAAAAUGCUGAAUGACAAGAACAUAGAGUGA